Molecule: messenger RNA, 1104 nt
Organism: Aspergillus fischeri NRRL 181
Lineage: Eukaryota; Fungi; Ascomycota; Eurotiomycetes; Eurotiales; Aspergillaceae
Product: 60S ribosomal uL18 domain-containing protein
Exons: 3
Coding region: 1-1104 (367 amino acids)
Biological process (GO): translation; ribosomal large subunit assembly
Cellular component (GO): cytosolic large ribosomal subunit; ribosome
Molecular function (GO): 5S rRNA binding; structural constituent of ribosome
Source: RefSeq, a predicted model, not a curated record
AUGGUCUACCGAUGCUGCGGAGUGCUGUCUGACUUCCGUUGUGGUUGUCCCCCGCUCGUGGCCAACCUCAAUUUGCGCUGGGAUGCAGCCACGCUAAGCGAAACCAUCCACAAAGUCGGCCCACGAAAUUUCCAACCUCUUCAGUCCUCCUCUGCAGCCAACGUCGACAACUCGGUCUUUCAAAUCGCGGCAACAGUCAAGAUGCCUUUCCACAAGCUCGUCAAGAACAGCGCGUACUACAGUCGCUACCAGACUAAGUACCGCCGCCGCAGAGAGGGCAAGACCGACUACUAUGCCCGUAAGCGCCUGAUCACCCAGGCCAAGAACAAGUACAACGCUCCCAAGUACCGUCUCGUUGUGCGCUUCACCAACCGCGACAUCAUCACCCAGAUCGUCUACUCUGAGAUCACCGGUGAUAAGGUGUUCGCCAGCGCCUACUCCCACGAGCUCAAGCGCUAUGGUAUCACCCAGGGUCUGACCAACUGGGCUGCCGCCUAUGCCACCGGUCUGCUCCUUGCCCGCCGUACCCUCAAGAAGCUCGGCCUUGACGAGCAGUUCACCGGUGUUGAGGAGGCCGAUGGUGAGUACAAGCUCACCGAGGCCGUCGAGACCGACGAUGGCACCCGCCGCCCCUUCAAGGCCUUCCUCGACGUUGGUCUUGUCCGUACCUCCACUGGUGCCCGUGUCUUCGGUGCCAUGAAGGGUGCUUCCGACGGUGGUAUCUUCAUCCCCCACUCUGAGAACCGCUUCCCCGGUUUCGACAUCGAGUCCGAGGAGCUCGACGCUGAGACCCUCCGCAACUACAUCUUCGGUGGCCACGUCUCUGAGUACAUGGAGACCCUCGCCGACGACGAUGAGGAGCGCUACCGCAGCCAGUUCGCCAAGUACAUCGAGAACGAGAUCGAUGCCGGUGACCUCGAGGACAUCUAUGCUGAGGCUCACAAGGCCAUCCGUGAGGAUCCCUUCAAGAAGGACGAGGACGAGGAGCCCAAGAAGUCCAAGGAGGAGUGGAAGGCCGAGAGCAAGAAGUACAGAAAGACCAAGCUGUCCCACGAGGAGAGGAAGGCUCGCGUUGAGCAGAAGAUCCGUGAGCUUGCUGCUUAA